Molecule: messenger RNA, 1255 nt
Organism: Rubroshorea leprosula
Lineage: Eukaryota; Viridiplantae; Streptophyta; Magnoliopsida; Malvales; Dipterocarpaceae
Source: the annotation of a GenBank genome assembly
CCUCUUUCAUGACUCUGUGUUUCAUAGUAAGGAGAUCGGGCAUCAGUGUGAUCUUUGGGGUACAUUCCAAUGUGCAAUUUGGCAUCUGCACUCAUCAUAAAAUUUUCCCGACCUGGGGGCACUCAGCACAGGGAUUAACUGUACCACCCCACGUACCUUACUUGGAUAAGCCUCCAGAAGCCUCUCAAAAGCCCCAUUUUGUUUUCCUAUGCCUUCCUCUUCCAUCUACAUCCUUUCUUCCUCUUUUCUCCAACCAAGAUUAAGGUGCUUUUGUUAGAUAAGUAUAAGUUUUAGUUAUGAAUCUUGGUUUAGAGUUUUGGGUAGUUUAAACUGGUGAGAUUUGACUUUAAUUUUUUGAUUUAUAAGAUUUUUAGGUAUUAAACUUUUAUUAGAAAUAUCCUUAAUUUUGGGGCUGAUAUGAAAAAGAUAGUGAGUUAGUCCUUUCUAUUGUUUGAUUUGGGUGCAAUUUUUGCUGCAGAAAUUAGAAGGAAAUUGUAUUAUUUGCGAAUUACUGUUUAUGAUACUGUUCAUGAUUACUGUUCACGAUUACUGUUCACGAAUUAUGCUUUGAUAUCUUCCAAUAGAAAGUCCUAAUAUUAUUUUGGACAUAUUAUGAAUUUGUUUGACAUGCAUAUGUGUUUGUGACUAUGGAGUAAGUGGACCUAAGCUUAAAGUUUGGGGUAUUUAGUGGACUUUUCGGGGUAUUUAGUGGAUCUCUGCGCAGUAGGGUUAGUACCGUGAUUAGCUCCGGUACAGUGUUGCUAGCACAACUCCAUAGCAUUAUGUGAUUUUCGAUUUUAUGCAUUGCGCUUGUGACAUCAUAUUUGUGAGCGUAGGAUUUUAAUAUAUGAAUUCAAUUUAGACAUUUGUGCUUAUGAUUUGAGAAUUACAAUAUUAUGUGAUUUGAUUCCGUUGUGUCUUGUGUAUUAUGUUCUUUGUGUGGAUAGAUGUAAGGGUCUUAGAACCCAAGUUUACAGCUUAAGCUUAUUACUUACUGGGCUGUGAGUUCAUAAAAUCCCCCCAUUUCAGAUCAGUAGAUCGAUGUAGCAACAUCUCGGUUUAGGAGCUUUUGGCACGGGACUUGCAUGCUCGUUGUAUGUACAAGCUAGGAUCUCGUGUUUUCGAUAAGGAGGUAGAUUGAUAUCUUACCAAAACAAUGACUCAGCUUUUGUUUUUUUCGAAAGCUUUGAAGAAGAAAUUUACCUCAUAUAAUUUUUGUGUAAAUUAACUUUAUGUAUAAAACUUUUAAAUUAAU